AUGAACCCAGAACAGAAAUCUGCUUCAAUGUCUAAUGCCACAUUUGUUCGUCCUGCACAAUUUUAUAUCAGUGGAUUUUCCAAUGUCCCUCAUGCUGAGUAUUUCUAUGUCUUCCUGUGUUUUGUCUAUAUGGUGACUUUUCUUGGGAAUGGCCUCCUCCUCUCAGUGAUUUACCUGGUCAAGACUUUUCAUACUCCUAAAUACAUGAUUGUGUUCAACCUGGCUUUUAUAGAUUUGUGUGGGAGCACUGCUUUCAUCCCAAAACUCUUGGACACAUUUUUGUUUGACAACAGAUACAUUGUCUAUGAGGCUUGUUUAAGUUACAUGUUCUUUGCUGUGUUCUUCACACAUGUGCAGUCAUGGACACUUGUGAUUAUGGCAUAUGACAGAUUUAUAGCCAUUUGUUUCCCUUUAAGGUACCAUAAUCUUGUGACUAAAAGAGCUAUUGCUGCAAUGCUGCUGUUUGCAUGGGGUUUUGUGGUGACUCUUAGAGCAAGUGCUGUUGGGCUAAUCGAUCGCCUUUCCUUCUGUGAUUCUGUAGUGAUACAGAGUUUUUUCUGCGAUUAUGGACCAACAUAUCGUCUGGCCUGUAAUGAUGCAUCUUUAAAUUCCAUAAUGGCAAAACUUGCUAUAGCUGUAAUCAUGUGUCUUCCUCCUAUAUUGAUAGUAUUGACAUAUAUUUGCAUUGCCAUAGCACUAAGCAGGAUUGCAUCAGGAAAGGAACGACUCAAAGCUUUUCAAACUUGUACUGCUCACAUGAUUGUUGUUGCUGUUUUUUUCCUCCCACUCCUGAGCACCAACAUAAUUGUUCAAAUUUCUUCCAUUAGCACUAAUACCAGGAUCAUAAACUCUACUCUGACUUACACCAUACCACCUUUGCUCAAUCCUAUUAUUUACUCUUUAAGGACAGAAGAAGUUUUGAGCUCUAUCAGGAAACUUUGCAAACCCAUUAGGAUGAGCAACAUCACCUUGUCCAAAAAGGUGACCUCUGUGUCACCACAUUGA
This is a messenger RNA of Monopterus albus (swamp eel), 1005 nucleotides long. RefSeq names its product olfactory receptor 1-like. The transcript has a single exon. Gene Ontology annotation, cellular component: membrane. The record is from RefSeq and is a predicted model, not a curated record. NCBI's taxonomy places the organism in Eukaryota, Metazoa, Chordata, Actinopteri, Synbranchiformes, Synbranchidae. Gene Ontology annotation, molecular function: odorant binding; olfactory receptor activity; G protein-coupled receptor activity. Gene Ontology annotation, biological process: G protein-coupled receptor signaling pathway; detection of chemical stimulus involved in sensory perception of smell. Bases 1 to 1005 code for a protein of 334 amino acids.